Messenger RNA from Lactuca virosa, 1449 nucleotides. The record is from the annotation of a GenBank genome assembly. Lineage: Eukaryota; Viridiplantae; Streptophyta; Magnoliopsida; Asterales; Asteraceae.
AUGAUACACCUGGUCAACAUUUGUAGCAUUGAAGAAGCCGGAAGGUGUCCAUGUGUUCGGAGACUUUCUAACGGCUUAAAGUUAAAAGUUAUUGGGGAGGCUGAGGAAGGCGAACAUGAAAUGGGGAGUGUUCUUGAGGAAGGCGGACACGAAACGUCUCCAUCAUUCCUGAUGCAUAUAAGCGGCCACCUCCAUUCUUCCAGCAAGUCGAUCGUGAGCGGAGCUCUCCUACCUUCUCUCGACCUCGCGACCACCGGCACAGCCACCUCCGGCGCAACCCCCACCGGCCUCUCCCCUUCCGUCGGUCGUCCUUCCAGCAAUGGCAGAUAAACAUACAUGGAACAAUGAGCAAACAAAAUUCUUAUUGAACACUUGCAUUGAAGAAGUACAAAAUGUGGGUAGAAAAGGUUUGAGUUUGCACAAACAUUCAUGGAACAAAUUAGGAACAGCCAUUAAGGAAAAGUUUGGUGUGGAUUUGAGUCAAAGACAAUUGAAAAACGCCUAUGACAACCUUAAAGCCAAAUACACUGGAUGGUUAUACUUGAAAAACAAAACUGGCAACCUUUACAAUCCUCAAACAAACACUUUUAACUUAACAAAUGAGGAGUGGGAGGACUUUAAAAAGGGACAUCCGAAAGCCGCUUCUUUGAAAACUGUCCCAUUGUUGUUUCCAGAGCUUUGUGCAGAACUCUUUGAUGGAAAUAGUGCCUCUGGUAAUCUCAGCUAUGCCACAUCCCAAACACCAUCGGGACAUGGAUCAUCUUCUUUCCAUGUCGCACUACUACAACUUAUGGACACCCCUUCUGUUAACAUAGAUGAGGAUGAUAUCUUUUCCAAUCAUACCACUCAGCCACCAUCUUCUGCUGCUUCACCUUUUGGUAACCCCAACAAAAGAGCUAAACCCUCAACUCCUAGACCUCGAGCUGCUAGUGCCUCACCUGAGCCACCUUCUAGUGCCUCCCCUAAAGCUUCUAUUACUGCUGAUGAUUUAGCAUUGGAGAUGCAGAAAGCUCUACGACAUUUGACUCAAGGGCCAACAAUUCCCCAAUGUUUAGAGAAGCUAGAGUUACUCGAGUUAGGCCCAGUAGACCCUUUACGAUUUGCUGCUUAUCAUAUUUUUGGAGGGACCAGGAAUAUGAGAGAGAUGUGGGUAAAUUUGCCUAAUGAUCCACAAAUAUUAAGAGGAUGGAUCGAGAUGACAGCUACAAGUUUAGGAGUAUUGAAGGAUGGAAAGAUUGUCCAUUAAGUUUACAUAUUUGAAUUGUUUAGGUUUUAAUUGCAUGUGUUAGAACUAUGUGGUUAUGUUUUUUGGUUAUUUGGUACUUGGAUGUUAUUUGUAGUAUGUGGUUAUUUGGUACUUGAAUGUUAUUUGUAGUAUGUGGCUAUUUGGUAUUUGAAUGUUAUUUGUAGUAUUUGGAACUUGAACUAUGUGAUUAUGUAUUUUGGUUA